Molecule: messenger RNA, 3675 nt
Organism: Brenthis ino (lesser marbled fritillary)
Lineage: Eukaryota; Metazoa; Arthropoda; Insecta; Lepidoptera; Nymphalidae
Source: the annotation of a GenBank genome assembly
AUGAUAUCAUGUUUAACAAUAUUUCGUCAGUUACUAUUCACAACGAUCGCCGUUACAAAAAGCCUGAACGCUCGUACAAAAGCUGCAAAGAAUGAAUGGGUGUGGGUGGAGGGGUGUAAUAAAUCUGCUGUAAACACUCCUGUUAUGGAGCCGGUUCUGGAUGCGUCCUUAGUGGCGCAAUCCAUAAAUUACCAUGGACAGCAAUUACAAAAGGCGUGGGAGGGCGAACGAGGAGAAGAGGACUUGGCUAAAAUAGGUGUAGGCCCCCUAGACUUUGCCGUUUACCAGUCCAGACAUAAGCAUCUUACUUUCCAAGAUCGGGGAAAGCGAUUAAAUUUACAUCAGUUUAUUGCAAAAGAGGCAAAUGCCUUAUUUGAUGCUUCAUUAUUAGAAGAAACUCCAUCGUCUUCUAGUUUAGGGGCAGAUGCAACUACGCCAGAAGACAACUUGUAUGCUUUGAUGCCACCAUUUGAAACAUUUUUGAAUGUAGACAAAUCUGCAAGGCUGAGGCAUUUUUUUGAUAAUGUGAAGACAGGAGAACUUAUCAUUGGAGCAGUGAUCAACAGAACAGCAUCUGGAAUGAUGUUGAAGGUGCUAUGCACAGCUGCUCCCACUCCCAGAUAUGUUGCUGAUAUCAAUGUAAAGGCAUUUUUACCAGUUGCAAAUAUCAUACCAGCUGUGGACAAGAAAAAUGUGUCAAGAAACUACCUGAUGAAUGACACAGUGUGCUGUGAAGUGAUAGAAGUUAUCCCUGACACGGACAAAAUGGUGUGCGGCAUGAAGGGGGUCACUCGGGGCCCUGAUGAUCCCCCACCUAAGCCACCUCUAGGACUCCUCAGCACUGAUGACUUUCCUCUGCUCCAAGGGAACAGGAAAACUAUGGAAAUGAAGGGAGAAAGUUAUGAAGCUAUUUUGGAGAAGAGUCCUGGCUUCAAUAAUCCUAACUGCGUCCAAUACCUCUCUGAACUUCUUGGGAUCUCCAAUAUGUACUGCACAAAUUUUUCAACACUGAGGGGAGGAUUUUCAACAUCAGAAUACGCGGAUGAAUUACGUCAAGCUCAAGCAAGCAAAUGGGCAUUCAGAUCUGUGGCCCAAGGAAUAGAACAUUUCAAAGCAGGAAGACAUUCUGAAGCAUUCCAAUGCCUUAAUAAAGCACUAAGCAUAGAUCCUAGAAAUGUUGAAGGUCUUGUGGCAAGAGGAGCUCUAUAUGCUAAUAGUGGAACAUUCAAGAAGGCCAUAGAGGACUUUGAAACUUCAUUGAAGCUUAAUCCUAAUCAUGCGAAUGCGCGCAAAUACUUAGGAGAAACAUUAGUUGCUCUAGGUCGAAGUUACGAGGACGAAAAUAAAAUACCUGAAGCGCAAAAGGCUUAUGAGGAUUGCUUAGCUAUUAUACCAUUCCACGAAGAAGCCCAAAACUCUUUAGACUUCCUUAGAAGCAAAACUUCUGCUACCAAACCCUUGAUAGAACCAGAUGAACUAUUACUACCAGGCUUAACAGGAGCAAAAUCAUUUGAAAUGCAGGAGACCUUAAAACAGUUGCUCAAUUUAACAGAGAAAAAGGAAAAAAAGAAAAAGAAGAAGCGCGGUAAGGGAAAAAAGAAACGAUCCAGCAGUUCUUCUUCAUCGUCAAGCGAUUCAUCAAGCUCCAGUUCUUCUUCGGAAUCUUCUUCUUCAUCAUCAGAUUCCAGUGAAUCAGAAGGACCUAAUCGCAAAAAGAAACGUCGCUCGCAGUCCAACAAUAAGAGGCAGCGGUCUCUCUCCCCGCUCAGCAAGCGCAUGGCGAUGUUAGGUGACGCGGACUCGGCGUCUAGGACUCACAACUCGCAGUUUAACCACCCCUACGGGUACCAACCCCCACCCCCACCUGUCGAAGAACCAGCUAAUAUGCCCGUCAAAUCGCAGGCGGACAUUGACUAUGAAUUAAAGGUACGAAAGUUCCUAGAAAUGACCAAAGAAGAUUCUGACUAUGAAGACAAAGUACGUAACUUCCUAGAGGAAACUGCUCAGUAUAAGCGCAAUCGUAAAAUGCAAGAGUUGGGACAACAGACGCAACCUGGUGCAGAUCACGAUAAGAAGAAGAAGAAAAAGAAGGACAAGAAAAAGAAGAAAGAGUCAAAACGUAAGCGAAAGGAGCAAGAAAGAGAGGAAAAGAGAAAAGCAAAAUUGGCACGCAUGUCUAACAACUCAGAAUAUAAUCUCCGGGAUUUGGAUAACAUAGGCGAUAAGAAAUUACGUGAUGCCAUAAGGAAAGAAUUGAAAGGAAAAUCAAAGAGGGAUCUAAGUUCAGAAGGAGAAUAUGAGAGAAAACACAGUGAGAAAAGCCGCAUACUGGACGAGAUGCACGGCCUAGAGGAGCUUGAGUCCAAGUUAAGCGCUUACCACGUGAUGGUAGAGAAGGAAGUACUAGGCAAGAGAGACCGUUCGUCGGUCAGUCCUAUAGACCAAGCGCCGCCACCGCCCCUCGAGAAACCAAAAUGGAAGAUGUCAAUGAAUGCCGUUAAAGAUCCUGUUAAGAAGAAAGACACUCCAGCACAAAAGGGAUAUAAGGAGCGCUAUGCAUUUGAAGAUAGCUCUGAUGAUUCACAAGACCAUACCAAGCCUUCACCAUCAAGCGGCGACAAGAAUGUCUCAGUGCGGCGAGCGAUGGCGAUGAAGGAGCCACCACCGCUGCCGUCGGCGCCGCCGCCCAAGCCCGGCCGCGAGCCCGACCCGCCCGGCACCGAACCCACGCACCACCAGCCACACACCUCGCAUGCACCGCCAGUGCGUAAGGGCAACAUAGUACUGGACAAAUUUGGUUCAUUCCGUCUGGCCAAAGAGGGAGAGACCCCAGUGUCUGUGGGCGACGGUAGACCGGAGCAGUUCGUGACGCGCAUCAAGCCGCCGACACCGUCCGGCAGGCGGCCGCGGUCACCGCCCUCGCCGCGGAGACACUCGUCCAACUCGUCUGAUGAAGAUAGACGUUCAGGAAAACGUUCUAGAAGCAGAUCGAUCCCGCGCAAGUACCGCGCGCGGUCCCGCUCGCGUUCGCGCUCGGGCUCCAGCGGCAGCGGGUCUCUGGCGUCGCGCCGCCGCCGUUCCGCAUCGCCGCGCUCGCGCUCACGCUCCGACGCGAGCCGCUCCUGCUACUCGCGCAGCCGCUCGCGCUCGCGCUCGGUCUCUAGGGAACGAAUGCGUCGCAUGGGUCGACGGGGCAACUGGCGCGGCCGCGGGGGCUUCGAGCGUGGCACCUACUACCGGCCCCGCUUCCACACUUACAACGGCGGCGGGAACAGGGGCCGCGGCCGCGGCGGGGACUUCCGCAGGGACGACGGGAGGCGCUUCCAGCCCGAGUGGAGGGACAACAGGUCUCGAGGUGGCCGGCCGUUCAGACCCAGGCGUGGGGGUGGUGGACGUGGGAGACCGUUCAGGGGUGGAUUCCGUGAUUUCCGUGAUAGACGCAUGCCAAGAUACUCCCGAUCCAGGAGCCCUGACAGGACCCGCCGGUCAAGAUCUUACAGCCCAGAGAGAAGAGACAAAGAUAGAGAUAGCUAUUCACGCGACAGUCACCGCAGUGAGGGUGAAUACGAAGAAGAAAGAUACGUGGACCGCAAGGAGUAUGACGGCAAGUGGGCGGACGGGAACGAGCCCGAGCGUAAUCACACCGAGGAGAAACCAGAAGAACCACCUAAGGAG